AAAAAGUAAAAAUAAUAAAGUUACGGCAACACUGGCCGUGGCUGGUUGGGUUGAAUGGAGCUUCAAUAAAAUUAUAAUUUUUCAAAUUAAAAACUCGGAAAUUAGAUUAUCUUGCCGUUAGAAUCAUUUCAAGUGAAGUGUAAUAAUUAUCAAAAUGUUUUCCAAUAUCCCGAGAUCGAUACUAUGUUGCACGCACAUAGUGGGCCCAAACCGCGCGCUCGCGGCGGCCCUAGCCAAGUGUCCGACAGCCGAGCCUGCGCUGGCGCAGUGUCGCGAGUACCACGAGGUCACCGGCAACAUCAUCUGUCCCAACAUCGUGCGGGGCAUCGACCAUCUGAGAGACCCGCGGCUUAAUAAGGGUCUCGCGUUCACAUUAGAAGAACGUCAAGCCCUGGGCAUCCACGGCCUUCUGGCAGCCAAGUUCAAGACCCAGGAGGAACAGCUCGAGAUCUGCAUCAUAUCCAUUGACAGAUAUCUGGACAAUCUGAACAAGUAUCUGUACCUCGUGGAAUUACAGGACAGAAACGAGAAGCUAUACUUCCGUCUUUUGUCCGAGAACGUCGAGAAACUUCUGCCAAUCGUGUACACGCCGACUGUCGGCCUGGCGUGCCAGAAGUUCGGACUCAUCUACCGACGGCCCCGAGGACUGUUCAUCACCAUCAACGAUAAGGGACACAUCUUCAAUAUUCUUAAGAACUGGCCAGAACCAGACGUCCGAGCCAUCGUAGUGACGGACGGAGAACGCAUCCUGGGUCUGGGCGACCUCGGCGCGUACGGCAUGGGCAUCCCGGUGGGCAAGCUGUCUCUCUACACGGCCCUAGCUGGGAUUAGACCGCACCAGUGUCUGCCGAUCACCCUUGAUGUCGGCACGGAGAAUCAGUCCCUGCUAGAAGACCCGCUGUACAUCGGGCUGCGGCAGAAGCGCGUGCGCGGGAAGGAAUACGACGAGUUCAUGGACGAGUUCAUGGAGGCCUGCGUCAAGCGGUACGGACAGAACACUCUUAUACAGUUCGAAGACUUCGCCCUAGCGAACGCCGGUCGCCUGCUGCAGAAGUACCGCAACAAAUACUGCACUUUCAACGAUGACAUCCAGGGGACGGCUUCCGUGGCCGUUGCAGGGUUGUUAGCGGCGGUCAGAGUUACUAAGAGGAAGAUGAGCGAGAAUAUCUUCAUGUUCCUUGGUGCUGGAUCGGCAGCAACCGGCAUAGCGAACCUAGCCGUCGCGGCCAUGAUAGAAGAAGGCCUAACAGAACAACAAGCCCGCUCUCGAGUCUUCAUGUUCGACAUCGAAGGAAUGUUGUCUACAAGACGGCCGGGCGGGGUGCCGGCGCAUGCGACUGCCUUCGGGAAGGACAUCGAACCUGAGACCGACUUUGAGAAGGCUGUUGCUAGGAUCAAGCCGAGCUGUCUUAUUGGUUGCUCGACGGUAGGCGGCGCGUUCACCAAGACGGUUCUUCAACAAAUGGCGGCCAACACGGAGCGGCCGAUCAUCUUCGCGCUCUCCAACCCCACCACCAAGGCCGAGUGCACGGCGCAAGACGCUUACGAUCAUACUGAGGGCCGCUGCAUAUUCGCGUCGGGCUCUCCAUUCCCUCCAGUCAAAUACGAAGGCAAGGAGUACCACACGGGGCAGGGCAACAACUCGUACAUCUUCCCCGGGAUAGCGCUGGGGGUCAUCGCCACCGCCACACAUCAUAUACCGGAGAAGAUGUUCUUGACUGCCGCUAGGACUCUAGCCAACUUCGUGAGCGAGGACGACCUGGCGAUCGGGCGCAUCUACCCGUCCCUUUCGCACGUCAAGGAGGUCUCCGUGCUCAUAGCCAUCGAGGUCGCCAAGAUGGCUUACGAUGAAGGCCUGGCCUCAUUCUACCCGCAACCGGCGGACUUGACGCAACACGUCAAAGACCAAAUGUAUGACUACAACUAUGACUGUGCGAUGCCAGUGACUUGGAGCUGGAAGCCCGAACAAGAUAUAGCUUCUCUGAGACCCAUCGAACCGGUCCCGAAGAAUAUUUAAAAUAAACCGUAAGCCGUGAUAGGGGCGUGUUUUGAAUGGAGAGUUUUGGUUCACAGAUUAUGCAGCUAGCGGACAACAGAUGAAGAGCGCUUAAGCGUUGUAAUGGAACUCGGAAUAAUGACCGCUAGUAUAAAAUAUUUUUGAUUGCAUUUGUUUAUUCUGACACAAAUCUUAGUGCGGUCAAGUUCGUAUCAGAUUGUUUUAAAAUCGGACAACAGACAAUACUAAUUUAAAGUACUACGAUAUAACUUUAGAUUUAAAAUACGCCCCUAUUCAGACUAUGAAAGGCCAUGCCUGAUACAUACAAUUAUAAGUUCAAAAGUAUGGCAACAUUACAAAUGUGUUUCAAAAUGAUAAUAAUAAAACGACAAACUAUGUAUUACUAUCAGAAAGUUAAAACCAUAGUCAGUUUGUUUUGGGAUCAUUAAAAGUAAAAGUAACCUUAUUUUUGUGUCCUUAAGAGUAUAGUAUAAUAAUGAGAUUGAGUUGUGUUCCUAUUUAACCUUGUUUAACAAGUCAAUGUUUUUCAUCGUGAUUAAAUCACUUCUUUUGCUCGUAUUAUGUUAAAUGUAUUAACUGAAAUUCAUAGUAUUACAUCUGUAAUAUCAGUAUUUAUUUCCCCUUUUCUUUUAUUUUAAAUACGUAAGUAGCAAAUUGAGAGAUACCAAUAUUAUGUCUUAGAAGAAUUAAAUGUACCUAAAACUACAAUGGAUACAAAUAUAUGGAGACACUGCUAUAUUGUUAACAAUCUUAUUGACCCAUUGUGUAUGUAUAUUUGAAUCUAAUUUAUGUAAAGUAAUAUUAGUGAAAUAUGUCGUUUACGACUAAUUAAGUAAUCCACUUUUAAGUAGUAAAAAUAGCAGUAUAAGUAACAAUAUUAUGAAAUUCUAACAAAACAGAAUCAUGUGAAUGACAGAUUAGAUGCGCGUUUAUGAUUGGUUAAACAACAGUCAUUUGACAAGAGGUCGCCAUCUUGAAUUUCUGGUGACGUAACAGAAUUCACCCCGUGUGAUUAGCUAUAAAUUUGGUGUAAACAAUCUAGUCACCUUUGCAUUAAAACUACAAAUAUUCAAUGCAUUAUAUUGCAUUUUAAAUUAUUCAUGUAGAUUAAAUUAUACUACAAACUAGAAAUUGUCUCCAGGACAUCAAAUAAGUUUUUUUUGGUAGAAUAGAAUGGAUUUGAACGUGGUAAACAUAAUACUGCCCUUUAACUAUAGUUAAACAUAAUGGUGUACGAAUGUUUAUUUUUAAUACUGUGCAUGUCUUUUUUGUUUUGACCUUUUUUAUUUAAAAGUGUUUUAGCCGUUCACCGUAUUUCAAUCAACUUCAUAAUUUAACUAAUUGGUAAUCAAUAUAAGUGUUCACAUCCGCUUAUCGCUUGUAAAACACUAUUGUAAAGCUCAAAAUGAGAUUUCCUCAUCUCAUGAUUGUACUGUAGAUAUCGCUUUCAUAAUUUCGAUUGUUUCACUGUACUGUAAAGUAUAUAAUGUAUUAUAUUGUAUUCAUGAGCAAUAUUACUUUUAUCUCAGAUUUUGUAGUAAUAAUUUGCGACUUAAAUUGUUUGUAGUAUUAUAAGUUCAGUAUUUUUAAUACUAGGAGCUACUUUGAGUAGAUAUUUCGUUUGGCGGAAUAGUAUAUUUUUUAUGUAAUUUUGAUUGUCUUUAUUUUAAUUUAUGUUGAUCGUGACCCGUAUCUAUGAUACAAAGUGAUUACGUUGCUGUGACGAAAUAUACCUACUUAUCAGUUAUACAAAUGUAUUUUAAUGAUUAUUGUUUAAUACUUUACUGUAGUUACAUGUUCUUCAAAUCGUAGGUCAAUUAUUGCUUGCAAUAUUAUUUACUUACCAGUCAAUUUCAUUACUAACGUUUAUGUAUAAACUUGCUUUUAAAUCAUGAGUAACUAAAGUUGUUUGUUUAAUUAUACUUAAUUACAUGGUAUAUGUUUUGUCAGGGUUUAUUUGUGUAACUUACCUACAGUAUUUUUAUUUUUUUUUGUUUUUCUAACUGUAUUUAAUUAUAUAAAAAUAUGUAUUCAAGGAUGUUAAUGUGUACUGUAGUAGGUUCAUUGUUGCUACCUAUAUGGAUGUUAUUAAAUAAAGUUUGUUCAAAACAUUCUUACAACUUG
Messenger RNA from Plutella xylostella (diamondback moth), 4141 nucleotides. RefSeq names its product NADP-dependent malic enzyme b, mitochondrial (gene Men-b). Gene Ontology annotation, biological process: pyruvate metabolic process; malate metabolic process. Gene Ontology annotation, molecular function: malate dehydrogenase (decarboxylating) (NADP+) activity; NAD binding. The record is from RefSeq and is a predicted model, not a curated record. Lineage: Eukaryota; Metazoa; Arthropoda; Insecta; Lepidoptera; Plutellidae. Gene Ontology annotation, cellular component: mitochondrion.